Messenger RNA from Tauraco erythrolophus (red-crested turaco), 326 nucleotides. Lineage: Eukaryota; Metazoa; Chordata; Aves; Musophagiformes; Musophagidae. The record is from RefSeq and is a predicted model, not a curated record.
AUGAGAGGGACGCGGUGCAGAAGAAGACCUUCACCAAGUGGGUGAACGCCCACCUGGCCCGCGUCUCCUGCCGCAUCGGCGACCUCUACGCCGAUCUCCGCGACGGUUACGUCCUCACCCGCCUCCUCGAGGUGCUCUCCGGGGAGCCGCUGCCCAAACCGACGCGGGGCCGGAUGCGGAUCCACUCCCUGGAGAACGUGGACAAGGCCCUGCAGUUCCUCAAGGAGCAACGGGUCCACCUGGAGAACGUCGGCUCCCACGACAUCGUGGACGGCAACCACCGCCUCACCCUCGGCCUCGUCUGGACCAUCAUCCUCCGCUUCCAG